AUGUGGGGAGCGAGGGCAGCCACGGGCAGCCGGGGCCGCGCUCCCGCCUUUCCCCUCAGAGCCCUCAGGGACACGCCCCGCCGCGCAGGUCCUGGCAGGGCAAUAAGGAGCGCGGGCGCCAGCGCGGGGUUUAACGGGUCUCGUCGCGGCGAGCGCGCAGAGCCGCUUUUUGUAGCGGGCAGGACCGGAGCGGAGCGGUUCAUGCUGCCUGAGGGAUGCGGCCGGCGGGCGGCGGCGGCGCUGGCGGCGGCGCUGGGCGAAGGAGCGGAGCGGCGGCGGGAGCUGGAGCGGCGGACGGCGCGGAGCCGGGCCCUCCUGCGGCACUGGGACAGUGAGGAAGAGGAGCAGCCGCAGCCUCAAACUGGUUCCAGCAAUGGACACGAGAACAGGCCUUCACCCAAGGAGCUGGAGGAGCUGGAACUGUUGAACAAGGCCUUAGAGAAGGCAUUGAAAGUCAGGAAAAGCAUCUUGAAAACAUCAUUAGAGGUUCAGGGAGCUACAGAAGAGAAAUCUGCAAGUGAGAGACCAGCUCCCAAGAAUACUGAAGAACAGGGAGUGCCUGUUCCUGUUAAGGAUGUUCCUGAGAGCACAAAGGUGAGAGCUGUAAGCAAAAAGCCUGCCUCUUUGAAGAAGACUUCUUACCAGCUAAGAGCCCCUUAUAGGACUGACCCAGACGUGAAAAAGUUGCAAAGGAAAGCCCCAGCCAGAUGUGUUUCUCAAGGUCCCAGGACAACUGGGAAGAGCUCCUCAAAAGAGGUGGCUGGCAAACAAGGAAGGAGUCAUAGGACAACAGUCAGUGACAGAGAGGUCUGUGAUACAGCUGAACCCCAAAAGACACCUGACUUGUCCAAAUCUGCCUUGAAUCAGCAGCAAAGCUUUUGCACAGGGAGUUCAAAUGGGGGGAAAAACUCUGCAGCUGCUGGCAAGGAGUUAUUUGAUGCAGGGAAGAGAAGUGGUGGUUUCCUGGAAGAGUCAAGCAAAAAAGAAGCCCCUACAGCUGAAGGUGCAUUGGGAAGGAGCAUCUCACUUCAGACAGUCACCCAGCAGGAAAAGAGGUGCCAGCUGGAGCUACCUCUUCCCUACAGGAAAGCCUAUUCCAGGAACUCCAGGGCCUGGGAGAGAUGUCGUCUCUGCCAAACAAGUGCAGAUGCAGCAGCUGCAAGGAAUCGUUUUAUGGAGAGGAUCCAGACAACUUUCUGUUCACCGAUGCCAGCCUUCAGUCCUGCAGAGAUAGAGGAGGAAUUAAAGGGCCUCCAGGAUGCCUCUUCCCUUCUGAGCCAGUAUGUGGAAGCUGAGCCUGCAGACCAUCCUACUCUGCAAGGAGAAUAUGAAAGCCUUCUAACCUUGGAGGGGUUGCAAACCACAGUUUCCCAGUGCCUUCAGAAGCUGCAGCUCCUGCGAGCAGCUGUGGAGUCCCAGAUGAAGCAGCACCCAGACUGUGCUGGGGAUGUAAGAAGCUGCUUUCCAGCCUGUGUUCCUCCCAGGGGACAGAUAUGUGACAGUGCAGACAUGCUGGCUGUGCCUCUCCUUUGUUACUCCAGUCUCCAGGAGCUGAGAGACCUGUUUGCCUUAAAGCUGCAAGUGUUAAUGCUGCACCAAGAAAUUGCCUUACAAAAGGUGAUGAUGGCAGAAGUCCUGCCUGUGCUGGGGGCCAGGCUGUGCCCAGAGGCCCCUGCAGCUCUGUAUCGGGCCCUUUACACGCAGCUCUGUGAAGGAGGCAAACGAUUCCCUGUGCUGGUGAGAGAUGAGCUGCCAGACUGACCUGCUGGCAGCCUCCUGUUAGCCAUUCACAUACCUGAGGCAGGUUUAAGCAAUAAAUCUUUCCUAUUCAUUUUUUCUUACUCUA
Molecule: messenger RNA, 1846 nt
Organism: Colius striatus (speckled mousebird)
Lineage: Eukaryota; Metazoa; Chordata; Aves; Coliiformes; Coliidae
Gene: TEDC2
Product: tubulin epsilon and delta complex 2
Exons: 10
Coding region: 1-1761 (586 amino acids)
Source: RefSeq, a predicted model, not a curated record